This is a messenger RNA of Phytophthora infestans T30-4, 1441 nucleotides long. RefSeq lists its product as uncharacterized. The transcript has 6 exons. NCBI's taxonomy places the organism in Eukaryota, Oomycota, Peronosporomycetes, Peronosporales, Peronosporaceae. The record is from RefSeq and is a predicted model, not a curated record. The coding region runs from base 1 to 1371 and encodes 456 amino acids.
AUGCUGGGGAAGACCGUCGUAUCCGCCAUGGCAGCGGCUGCUGCUGCUUCGUCUUUGUGUAAGGGCGAGCAACUGACGGCGCUGAAGUCGCCUAGCGUCCAAGUUCUCAAGGAUCCACUGCAGCGAGUGGCUUUUGGCUCGUGCAACGACCAGAGCUUCCCGCAGCCACUGUGGACGAACAUCGCAGCGCACAAGCCCGAACUUUGGGUCUGGAUGGGUGAUAACAUCUACGCCGACGUCAAGGAGCUGGGUGAGCCGCGUCCAGUACCCAUUCCACCACGUAAGAUGUUUGUGGAGGCUUCAGGCGAUGUGCUUAUUCGAAGAUACAACAAGCUUAUGGCCAAUGAGGACUACGCUUCUUUCGUUAACCGCACACCGAUCAUCGGCAUUUGGGACGACCAUGACUACGGUAUCAACGAUGGCGGCAAGUUUUACACCAAUCGUGAAGAGAGCCAGCAGAUUUUCUUGGACUUCAUUGGCGAGCCGAAAGACUCACCUCGUCGUGAGCAAGAGGGUAUUUACACGUCGUACACGAUCGGAUCAGGAGAGCAGACCGUCAAGUUUAUCCUGGUCGACAACCGAUACAACCGCGACAACUACGGCACAAAGAAUGGCAAAUUUCUCGGAGAACCUCAAUGGAAGUGGCUUGAGAACGAGCUUAUGACAUCGACUGCCGCCUUCAACGUCAUCGUAUCAGGAGUUCAGAUUCUUCCUGGAGACCGCUAUCCUGUCGCCGAGUGCUGGGGGCGUUUCCCGAAUGAGCGCGAGCGCCUGUUGAAGCUGCUGCUGGCCUCAAAUGCCAAGGGUGUUAUCCUCCUCAGCGGUGAUGUCCAUUUCUCUGAAAUCAACCAAGUGGUGUGUUCCAAUGGGACAAACACGAUCACGGAGAUCACCAGCAGUGGCAUGACGCAUAGCUGGAUGGAAUUCCACGUACUAUCAGUAAGGUACAUCAUGGCUCUGUUAUUCACGUACGCGAACCUUCUACUGCCUUGGGAAUACCGUCCGACGCAGAAAUCUUUCUAUGGACAUCUCAAUUGGGGCUCGAUCGAUUUCGACUGGGAGAAUACGCCCCACCCUGUUGCAAUAGUGAAAACCCGAGGUGCAGAUGACAAGGUAAAGCUACAGUACGAGUUCGAGUCCAAGCCCUUUUACUCAGACUCUCCCGACAAAGACGCGGUCGAGUGUCAAGCGCCACGUCCGAUUCCACGCUGGCAACAUGUCUUGUGGGACGGCUUGUUCGUGGGAACGGUGGGACUUUUCGUGCUUCUGGUCCCGUUCAUUCUGCUGUGGUUGGUGUGGUUUUUCAUCAACAAAGCCAUUUCUCCAACGACACAGACAGCAGAGAACGUGGAAACGAAGAAGACGGUGUAAUUGUAGACUCAAAACAAAGGAACUGGUUUUUUUUUACUUGACUCGAAAUAGACAAAUACUUUUGUUUUUA